UAGGCGCCAGGACCACAGGACAGGCACAUUUGUUUUUCAAUGACUUUCUGCCACAGUGCAUUGAGCCAGUGGAAUUAAUUGCAACAGUUCGUGUGUCAUCUGAUUUAAUAUGAUACCGAAGGCUGUUUCUCACGCGUUACGGAACGAAUUGGUGCCAGUUUUCAUUUCGUUUAAUGCAUGGAAGUGUUCAAACUGCAGAGCGCCAUUGGUGCCGAACGGGGCCCGCAGAUACAGUGUGCUACCCCCGACCACUGACAGCGAGGAGAAAGCCAUGUUGGACCGGAUGCUGCGGGUGGACCAUGCAGGCGAGUACGGGGCUAAUCGAAUUUACGCCGGCCAGAUGGCGGUUCUAGGGAGGUCCCAGUCCGGCCCGCUCAUCCAGAGAAUGUGGGACCAAGAGAAGUAUCACCUACAGAAAUUUGACGAGAUUCUGGCAGAAAACCGAGUUCGACCAACAGUGUUGCUGCCCUUAUGGAACAUAGCCGGGUUUGCACUAGGCGCGUCCUCCGCCCUGCUGGGGAAGGCGGGAGCGAUGGCCUGCACGGUGGCGGUGGAGGAGAGCAUCUCCGAGCACUACAACAGCCAGAUCCGGGCCCUGAUGGAGGCCGACCCGGACCGUUACGAGGAGCUGCUGCAGUUGAUUAAACAAUUCCGUGAUGAUGAGAUUGAGCAUCACGACACUGGGCUGGAGCAUGACGCUGAAUCGGCCCCGGCGUACGGACUGCUGAAGACCGUGAUUCAGAUGGGCUGCAGAGCAGCUAUAUACGCCUCAAAGCGCAUUUAGAGGAACAGCGAAAGUUUCUUUUUUUAAAAACUACAGGUGGAGUUCGCUUUUUUUGUCUUUCUGACAUAUUCUGGUCGUGUUUGAACUGUAAAUACCCCUUGGUCGGUGCGGGUGAAGGGGUAAUCAGACUGCUGUUCUGGGAUCUGAAUGAUCCUCCCCUAAAAAAACACUUGGGGUCACUGGAAGUACUGCCUUUGCUCGUACUGUCUGGAUAUUCUAUUUUUUAUGUGAAAAAAUAAAAAUAUAUUAUUGUCAUGCAUCAAUAAAUAUUUUUGACAAAACA
Messenger RNA from Conger conger (European conger), 1067 nucleotides. RefSeq names its product coenzyme Q7 homolog, ubiquinone (yeast) (gene coq7). Gene Ontology annotation, cellular component: nucleus; mitochondrial inner membrane. Gene Ontology annotation, molecular function: 3-demethoxyubiquinol 3-hydroxylase activity. Gene Ontology annotation, biological process: regulation of reactive oxygen species metabolic process; regulation of gene expression; determination of adult lifespan. Bases 110 to 784 code for a protein of 224 amino acids. NCBI's taxonomy places the organism in Eukaryota, Metazoa, Chordata, Actinopteri, Anguilliformes, Congridae. The record is from RefSeq and is a predicted model, not a curated record. The transcript is spliced from 6 exons.